CUCCUUUUGGCAGAAGUCCUUCAAUUCUGUCGCUAUUGUAAUUGAGAUGUGUUAGGAUAUAUUUAAUUAUGGCUUUAUAAACAUUUUGGAGCAUUUAUUCCUGCAAAACUGUCCCGUCUGGCAAACAUUCUCUGAGGGUGAUGACGUGUAGAAAACAAAACACUUCUCCUGCCAGCAAGUAGUGUCUGGUGGUUGUCAGAAGCUGUGAAAUUGGAGGUUGGGAUUUUACUACUGUUUUGUUUGUGUGAUUUGUCACCGUGAAUGUGUUUUCGUUAGAGCUAAAGUUUUGCGAAUAUUUUAUCCUUGUUGGAGAAUAUUGGGAAUUGUAGAAGAAAAUGAAUGCCUUCAAACGUGACAAAAAGGAGGAAGAAGAAGGUGGCGGAAAUCCAUUUCAAAAUAUUGAAAAGACAACAGUGUUACAAGAAGCUCGUACUUUUAAUGACACUCCUUUAAAUCCUAGGAAAUGUGCACAUAUAUUGACAAAAAUACUUUAUCUCUUAAACCAGGGUGAGCAGCUUGGUACUAUGGAAGCAACAGAAGCUUUCUUUGCAAUGACAAAAUUGUUUCAGUCUCGUGAUGUAAUUUUACGGCGUAUGGUUUAUCUGGGAAUAAAAGAACUGUCAUCUAUUGCUGAAGAUGUUAUUAUUGUUACAUCUAGUUUGACAAAAGAUAUGACUGGUAAAGAAGAUCUGUAUCGGGCAGCAGCUAUAAGAGCAUUAUGUAGUAUUACAGAUGUGAGCAUGCUGCAGGCUAUUGAGCGGUAUAUGAAACAAGCUAUUGUUGAUCGCAACCCAGCUGUGAGUAGUGCUGCACUUGUAAGCAGUCUCCAUCUUACGAAAAUUGCUGGUGAUAUGGUGAAAAGAUGGGUAAAUGAAGCUCAAGAAGCGGUUAAUUCUGACAGCGUGAUGGUCCAGUAUCAUGCUCUAGGUGUAUUAUAUCACAUCCGGAAAUCAGAUCGUCUUGCAGUUACCAAGCUUGUGGCCAAAUUGACCAGAAACUCACUCAAGUCUCCUUAUGCAGUCUGCAUGUUGAUCCGAAUUGCCUGUAAACUUUUGGAAGAAGAAGAUUCAAAUGGAAACAGUUCUCCUGAUUCACCACUUUUUGAAUUUAUUGAAUCCUGUCUUCGUCACAAAUCUGAAAUGGUCAUCUAUGAAGCAGCUCAUGCAAUUGUCAACUUACGCCGAACAACAUCAAGGGAAUUGGCACCAGCUGUCAGUGUUUUACAGUUAUUUUGUUCUAGUCCAAAACCUACACUUCGUUUUGCUGCUGUGCGAACUCUUAAUAAAGUUGCUAUGUCUCAUCCAGCUGCUGUAACUGCUUGCAACCUUGAUUUGGAAAAUCUUAUUACUGAUUCGAAUCGCUCUAUUGCAACAUUAGCUAUCACAACACUUCUCAAAACAGGAGCAGAGAGUUCUGUUGAUAGACUCAUGAAGCAGAUAGCAAGUUUUGUGAGUGAAAUCAGUGAUGAAUUCAAAAUUGUGGUUGUACAGGCUAUACGUGCACUGUGUUUGAAGUUUCCUCGUAAGCACAGUGUUUUAAUGAAUUUUCUGUCAGCCAUGUUGAGAGAUGAAGGUGGACUCGAGUACAAGGCUUCCAUAGCUGACACUAUUAUCACCAUAAUUGAAGAAAAUCCAGAAGCAAAAGAAACUGGAUUGGCUCAUUUAUGCGAGUUUAUUGAAGACUGUGAACACACGAGUCUUGCUGUGCGUAUUCUUCAUUUGUUGGGUCGAGAAGGACCACGCACACGUCAACCUUUCAGAUAUAUUCGUUUCAUAUACAAUCGUGUUAUAUUGGAAAAUGCUCCUGUUCGUGCCGCAGCAGUUGCUGCAAUGGCACAGUUUGGUGCAACUUGUCCUGACUUGCUUCCAAAUGUUCAAGUUUUGUUGGCUCGAUGCCAGAUGGACACAGAUGAUGAAGUUCGUGAUCGAGCUACAUAUUAUCACAGCAUUUUGGAAAAACAGAACAAAGCUCUGUCAAACCAUUAUAUUGUGGAAGGCUUACAGGUGUCUGUCCCAAGCCUGGAGAGAGCAUUACAUCAGUACACUUUGAAUCCUUCUGAGACCGCAUUUGACAUAAAGUCAGUUCCUCUGGCUGCAGUGACUCCUGCAGAUGAAAAUGCCAACAAGAUGACAGCAAAUGCAGGAGGAAUGUUGAUAACACCUGCAUUACCUGGGAGCAAGGCAGCUGUUGCAGCUGCUACUGCAAAUACUGUCACCCGAGAGGAGACAUAUUUGGAAAAAUUGCGAGCUGUACCUGAAUUAGCAAAUCUUAGUAUUUCCCUCUUCCAUAGCUCAGAUCCAGUUGAAUUAACUGAAUCAGAAACAGAGUAUGUUGUUCGAUGUGUGAAACACUGUUUCCCAGAACAUUUAGUCCUGCAGUUCGAUUGCACAAAUACCUUAAAUGACCAGUUAUUAGAAAAUGUGCAUGUUCAACUUGAGGCUCCUGACGGGUACCACAUAGUGAGAUCAGUUCCGUGUGCACGACUCCCAUUUAAUGAAACUGGUUCCACCUACAUAGUUCUUCAGUAUCCUGAUGAAUUACCAGCUUCUGUUGGCACUUUUAGUGCAACAUUGAAGUUCUUGGUUAAAGAUUGUGAUCCAGCGACUGGACAGCCAGAUUCAGAUGAAGGUUAUGAUGAUGAAUAUAUGGUAAGUUCAAAGAAGCUGUGUUGUUUAGGAAAGGGAACUAAGGUGACUCUGGCGGACCAAGUCCAGAAGGUCAGCAAAACAAAUUUUGGAUCUGCCUGGGAGGAGGCAGCUUCAACUCAUUCAGAACUUGAAGAUACAUAUUCACUGUCUACCAUGGGUACUUUAGAAGAAGCUGUGCGUAAUAUCAUUAACUUCUUAGGACUUCAACCUGCUGAACGAAGUGAUAAAGUACCAGAAGGAAAAAGUUCACAUACAUUGUAUUUAGCUGGUGUAUUUCGUGGAGGCCAUGAAGUGCUUGUUCGUGCCAAACUUGCUCUUGCAGAGGGAGUAACAAUGCAGCUUACAGUUCGGUCUACUGAUCCAGAUGUUGCAGAAUUAGUGACAUCUACAAUUGGUUAAGAAUUGUAACAUUGUAUCUAUAAAGGUAUGAAUUUAAACUUUGAAACAUUUCAUGUGAAUUUAUUAUUGUGUAUUUUGCAAAAUAAUUUUGAAAUUAAUGUUAAUAUAGAUGAAAUAUAUUGGAGAAUAGUGUUGUAAAAGAGUGCAUUGUUAUUUGUUCUUCCCAUUUGUCACGAUCUUGGUUCCUGCAAGUUUUGACUGAGGUCUUACAGGUUCCAAAGAACAACAUUACCUUUAUGUUGUUUGGAAUAACUAAUUUGGUCCUUUUGAAAAUGCAGAAUUCUUGAACUGUUACUGCAUAAAUACGCUUUUAUUAGAGACCAGCUGGUAUGGUAAUAAACAAUGAUUGCCAUGUUAGCCUCCUGUGACUGGCAACAUAAUUUUUUUAUUAGAUUAUGUAAUUUGCUUAAUGGAAUGGAUUUGAUGAUACAUUGUGACCCGAGUAUAUUUCCUAUAAGUCUAGUGGCUGAUAAGCUUUUGCAAGGGCUACUGAUUCUUUGUUCUUUUUGAAAUGUUCUUGAAUUGGAGAAACUUCUAAUUUGGGUUUGGUAUUAAUUGUACUCCUGGAUAACGGUUACGUAAUGCAUUUUCGUGGGUGCUUUUGCAUAUUUCAUUUGUCUCUUGUCAACCAGAGGCAAAAAUAUCAACUUACUUAAAUGAAAUUCAGCUAGACAUAAAUACCAGUAAAAAUCAACUACUCAACAGCAAACCAUCAAAUUAUGAAUUUGAGUUUCAUAACUGAGAGUCUUCUAUGACUGCAUCCAGUCAAUUUACGGUCUCAUCAUCAAUUUACGUUUUUAUUAUAAUAUUUACUUAUUGUUGUAAAUAUUGGGCAAACCUUCCCAAGAAUAUAUAAAUAAAUCCUUGUUAAUAAAUAUUUUAUUUAUUUUGUUCUAUCAAGAUCAGUACAAAUGGAUUUGAAAUCAGUUGCAAGUUCAACUAGUGUUGCUUCAGAAUGGCACAGACUUUAUCGUAUUAGUUUUCAAAUUUCUUUGAUCUGGGCUAGCUUUAUGGUCUUGCUCCAUCCUCUUGCCAGCUGCGA
Gryllus bimaculatus (two-spotted cricket) is the source of this 4089-nucleotide messenger RNA. Lineage: Eukaryota; Metazoa; Arthropoda; Insecta; Orthoptera; Gryllidae. The record is from the annotation of a GenBank genome assembly.